Molecule: messenger RNA, 2483 nt
Organism: Anneissia japonica
Lineage: Eukaryota; Metazoa; Echinodermata; Crinoidea; Comatulida; Comatulidae
Product: xaa-Pro aminopeptidase 1-like
Exons: 13
Coding region: 159-1184 (341 amino acids)
Molecular function (GO): metalloaminopeptidase activity
Source: RefSeq, a predicted model, not a curated record
AUCUUUGUGUUCAGCUACAUUCAUACGAAGAUUUCUUAGUUGACGUUGAGAAAUUAAAUGAUGACCAAACUUGGGUUAGUGACGCAUCUGCAAGUUACGCUGUUUACAAAAGAGUAGACGAGGAUAAAAGAUAUGUUGAAGAUUCUCCUAUACUACUCAUGAAAGCUGUAAAAAAUCCAACUGAACAAGAAGGCAUGAGAAAUGCCCAUAUACGCGAUUCGGCAGCCAUCAUUGAAUUUGCUGCUUGGCUUGAAAAAGAAGUUGACAAAUUAGAAGAUCCAGAAACGGGCGACAUCAAUAAGUUAAGUGAACUGAGUGCGCAGGAAAAGCUAUAUACUUUCAGGGAGAAAAAAGAAUACUUUAAGGGUCUCAGUUUUGAGACGAUUUCUGGAUUUGGUGCAAACGGGGCUGUGAUUCACUAUAGUUCAUCUGAAGCAACAAACAAGGCCAUCUCAAAAGCAAGCACGUACUUGCUGGAUUCUGGUGGACAAUAUCUUGAUGGUACUACGGAUAUCACAAGAACCUUUCACUUUGGUACACCAACGGAUUUUCAGAAGGAUGCCUACACACGCGUUCUGAUGGGAGCCAUAGAUCUAUGCCGAACUGUUUUUAGAACCGGUGUUUAUGGUCGUGAUAUUGAUGCUAUUGCUCGUGCGCCUCUCUGGGCUAACGGACUAGACUAUCUACACGGAACUGGACACGGAAUAGGGCAUUUCCUGAACGUGCAUGAAGGUCCCAUAAAUAUUGGCAACUACAUUGGAGAACAGCCUAUCCAAGCCGGUGUGUUUGUAUCCGACGAACCGGGAUACUACGAAGAUGGACAAUUUGGAAUACGACUGGAGACUAUCGUGAUGGCAAAGGACAUAACUGAGGAGUUAGAUCAUAAUUUUAAUGGCUACACGUAUAUGACAUUUGAUCCGGUUGCUCUUGUUCCGUUCGAGCCAACAUUGAUUGACUACUCUCUUCUGAGCCGACAACAGAUUGAUUGGCUGAAUGAUUAUAAUAAGUUGAUAAGAGAAAAAUUGACCAAUGAGCUUGAUGGCGAGGAUGCUGUUGAAUGGAUGGAGAGUAAAACCGUCCAAGUAUCCUACGACUAUGUCUUCAGUGCUUCUUCACGUGGUGUUCCAUCAGCCUAUGUUAUAAUCGCCACAAUUAUAAUGACGUUAUGGUUUAAACGUUUUUAAGCACGGCAGUCAAAAGCACAAGAAAUAUAAUUACAGUAUAUAUUAUGUCAAAAUAUCAUUUAAAUACUUAGGCCUUAAAUACUUAGGUACGAUGUUUAGUUUCGAUUAAUUCAUUAUGCGUUUCGUUAUUCGUUACGUUGUUGACUAGUUACAUGAUAUAUUAAGUAAGAUGACUAAGACAACAUUUUACAGGCUAACAAUAUUUUUUUUUUAUUUGAAACUUUCUCUAGCUUUUGUGUUUUUUAUUUUUAUGAAAGUUUGUUAGUCUGUGAAAUGUUUUUACCACAUUCAGUGUGUUUACAGUUUAAACUAGUACAAAUAUAAUUAUUAUUCAGAUGAGUUGAAAUUAGGUUACGCAUGUCAUGUAUAGUUUAUCUUAAAAUACAACUUAAUACAUUCCAAUUGAAAUUUUUAAUUAAAUAAAGUUGAUUAUAUAUACUCCAGAACACACAAAUUGUGAAUCAAAUUAGUUAGCAUCAUCAUUAUUUCAUAAUUAUAUUAUGUAGCUAAAAUAAAUCGAGAUUUGUAUACAUUAUUGAGAUUACUAAGACCAAAUUUCCGAAAGGACAGAUAAAGUAAUCUAUGAACUAUGAACCUUAACGUGCGGUAUGAUUGAUGCUAUGCCAAAUGGCUAUGUCAUAUGAAAUAAUACUGUAUGUAUGUUCUAAAACUCGCAGAGUUCAUGAUAAGAAAGGUUGGAUCAAAAAAGGAGAAAGAUUAUGGAUUAUAAGAGUAGCUAAUUUGUUGACUAUUUGUUGACAUAUUAAUGCUGUUACCUCUCAUAAUGUCGAGCAGUGAGGAAGAAUUUUGGAAUUGCUCGCAAAUCAGGAAGUUGAUUAACUUCCUCCAAUCGAAUUAAUUUUCAGUAUUCAUCAUUAUUAAAAAUAUAGAAUUAUUUUAAUUAACAGAAAUUAAACAGUAAUAGCUAUUUUCCCUUUCUUAAAUUGUGUUUCAUAAAAAAAAAACAUCUCUUACGAUGGCCAUACUAGUGGAAAAACUAACAGUAAAAUUAUUGAUAUUGUUUCUUACAUUAUUUGAACACUAUAUGAUCAACACUGUUUUUACAUGAGUUUAGGCCUAUAUUAAAAGUAAGCAUAGACAUGCAAUCUUUUGUAUUUUGGUAAAACUUUUGUAUAAGCCAAUUAAUCUAUUCUACUAUAUAUACAAUGCAUUCUUCAAUCUAAUGUUGUCUAUAUACUAGACCUAACUAAUUUACUGUGAAACUACUGAAAUAAUUCCUUCCUAAAUAAUAUAUAUACAGUGAUGAAAAAAAUUAAAUAAUGAACAAUUGCCAUCCUA